Molecule: messenger RNA, 7366 nt
Organism: Saimiri boliviensis boliviensis (Bolivian squirrel monkey)
Lineage: Eukaryota; Metazoa; Chordata; Mammalia; Primates; Cebidae
Gene: NSD2
Product: nuclear receptor binding SET domain protein 2
Cellular component (GO): nucleus
Molecular function (GO): histone methyltransferase activity
Source: RefSeq, a predicted model, not a curated record
CGCCGCCGCCCCCUCCCCGCCCGGGCCCUCCCGCCGCACGGCCCCGGCCCCCUCCCCGCCCGCCGCUCCGGAGAGCCGCCCGCCGAGGAUGCGACGCACUGCAGUGUUCUAAGAACGGAAGCAUCUGGGCUGAAUGGAAUUUAGCAUCAAGCAGAGUCCCCUUUCUGUUCAGAGUGUUGUAAAGUGCAUAAAGAUGAAGCAGACACCAGAAAUCCUCGGCAGUACCAACGGGAAGACUCCGAGCUGUGAGGUGAAUCGCGAGUGUUCUGUGUUCCUCAGCAAAGCCCAGCUCUCCAGCAGCCUGCAGGAGGGGGUCAUGCAGAAGUUUAACGGCCAUGACGCCCUGCCCUUUAUUCCAGCUGACAAGCUGAAAGAUCUUACUUCCCGGGUGUUUAAUGGAGAACCUGGUGCACAUGAUGCCAAAUUGCGUUUUGAGUCCCCAGAAAUGAAAGGGAUUGGGACACCACCUAACACUACCCCUAUCAAAAAUGGCUCUCCAGAAAUUAAGCUGAAAAUCACCAAAACAUACAUGAAUGGGAAGCCUCUUUUUGAAUCUUCCAUUUGUGGUGACGGUGCUGCUGAUGUAUCUCAGUCAGAAGAAAAUGGACAAAAACCAGAAAACAAGGCGAGAAGGAACAGGAAGAGGAGCAUAAAAUAUGACUCCUUGCUGGAGCAGGGCCUUGUCGAAGCAGCUCUGGUGUCUAAGAUCUCAAGUCCUUCAGAUAAAAAGAUUCCAGCUAAGAAAGAGUCUUGUCCAAACAUUGGCAGAGACAAAGACCACCUGUUGAAAUACAACGUCGGUGAUUUGGUGUGGUCCAAAGUGUCGGGUUAUCCUUGGUGGCCUUGCAUGGUUUCUGCAGAUCCACUCCUUCACAGCUAUACCAAACUUAAAGGUCAGAAAAAGAGUGCACGCCAGUAUCACGUACAGUUCUUUGGUGACGCCCCAGAAAGAGCUUGGAUAUUUGAGAAGAGCCUUGUAGCUUUUGAAGGAGAAGGACAGUUUGAAAAAUUAUGCCAGGAAAGUGCCAAGCAGGCACCCACGAAAGCUGAGAAAAUUAAGCUAUUGAAACCUAUUUCAGGGAAAUUGAGGGCCCAGUGGGAAAUGGGUAUUGUUCAGGCAGAAGAAGCUGCAAGCAUGUCAGUGGAGGAGCGGAAAGCCAAGUUCACCUUUCUAUAUGUGGGAGACCAGCUUCAUCUCAACCCUCAAGUAGCCAAGGAGGCUGGCAUUGCUGCAGAAUCUUCAGGAGAAAUGGCAGAAUCCUCAGGAGUUAGUGAAGAAGCUGCUGAAAACCCCAAGUCUGUGAGAGAAGAGGGCAUUCCCAUGAAGAGAAGGCGGAGGGCCAAACUGUGUAGCUCUGCGGAGACCCUGGAGAGUGAGCCCAACAUAGAGAAGAGUACUCCUCAAAAGACAGCAGAGGCUGACCCCAGAAGAGGUGUAGGGUCUCCUCCUGGGAGGAAGAAGGCCACAGUCUCCACACCACGAAGCAGGAAGGGAGAUGCAGCAUCCCAAUUUUUAGUCUUCUGUCAAAAACACAGGGAUGAGGUGGUGGCUGAGCACCCAGAUGCUUCAGGUGAGGAGAUUGAAGAGCUGCUCAGGUCACAGUGGAGUCUGCUGAGUGAGAAGCAGAGAGCGCGUUACAACACCAAGUUUGCCCUGGUGGCCCCUGUCCAGGCUGAAGAAGACUCUGGUCACAUAAAUGGGAAAAAAAGAAACCACACAAAGAGGACACAGGACCCUCCAGAAGAUCUUGAAGCUGAAGACACACCCAGGAAAAGACUCAGGACAGACAAGCACAGUCUUCGGAAGAGAGACACAAUCACUGACAAAACGGCCAGAACAAGCUCUUACAAGGCCAUGGAGGCAGCCUCCUCGCUCAAGAGCCAGGCAGCAACGAAAAAUCUGUCUGAUGCAUGUAAACCACUGAAGAAGCGAAAUCGGGCUUCCACGGCAGCAUCUUCAGCUCUUGGGUUUAGCAAAAGUUCAUCUCCUUCUGCAUCCUUAACUGAGAAUGAGGUCUCGGACAGCCCAGGAGACGAGCCCUCAGAGUCCCCGUACGAAAGUGCCGACGAAACGCAAACUGAAGUGUCUGUCUCAUCCAAAAAGUCUGAGCGAGGAGUGACAGCCAAAAAGGAAUAUGUGUGCCAGCUGUGUGAGAAGCCAGGCAGCCUCCUGCUGUGUGAAGGACCCUGCUGUGGAGCUUUCCACCUCGCCUGCCUUGGGCUUUCCCGGAGGCCAGAAGGGAGGUUCACCUGCAGCGAGUGUACCUCAGGGAUUCACUCAUGUUUCGUGUGUAAAGAGAACAAGACCGAUGUUAAGCGCUGUGUGGUAACUCAGUGUGGAAAAUUUUAUCACGAGGCUUGUGUGAAAAAAUACCCUCUGACUGUGUUUGAGAGCCGAGGGUUCCGCUGCCCUCUCCACAGCUGUGUGAGCUGCCACGCUUCCAACCCUUCAAACCCAAGGCCGUCGAAAGGUAAAAUGAUGCGGUGUGUCCGCUGCCCUGUUGCCUAUCACAGCGGGGAUGCUUGUCUGGCGGCGGGGUGCUCAGUGAUCGCCUCCAACAGCAUCAUCUGCACGGCCCAUUUCACUGCUCAAGGGAAGCGGCACCACGCCCACGUUAAUGUGAGCUGGUGCUUCGUGUGCUCCAAAGGGGGGAGCCUUCUGUGCUGUGAGUCUUGCCCGGCGGCCUUCCACCCUGACUGCCUGAACAUCGAGAUGCCUGAUGGCAGCUGGUUCUGCAAUGACUGCAGGGCUGGGAAGAAGCUGCACUUCCAGGAUAUCAUUUGGGUGAAACUGGGGAACUACAGAUGGUGGCCGGCAGAAGUUUGCCAUCCCAAAAAUGUUCCCCCAAAUAUUCAGAAAAUGAAGCACGAGAUUGGAGAAUUCCCUGUGUUUUUCUUUGGGUCUAAAGAUUAUUACUGGACGCAUCAGGCGCGAGUGUUCCCGUACAUGGAGGGGGACCGGGGCAGCCGCUACCAGGGGGUCAGAGGGAUCGGAAGAGUCUUCAAAAACGCACUGCAAGAAGCUGAAGCUCGUUUUCGUGAAAUUAAGCUUCAGAGGGAAGCCCGAGAAACACAGGAGAGUGAGCGCAAGCCCCCACCAUACAAGCAUAUCAAGGUGAAUAAGCCUUAUGGGAAAGUCCAGAUCUACACAGCGGAUAUUUCUGAAAUCCCGAAGUGUAACUGCAAGCCCACAGAUGAGAAUCCCUGUGGCUUUGACUCGGAGUGUUUGAACAGGAUGCUCAUGUUUGAGUGCCACCCGCAGGUGUGUCCUGCAGGCGAGUUCUGUCAGAACCAGUGCUUCACCAAGCGCCAGUACCCAGAGACCAAGAUCAUCAAGACAGAUGGCAAAGGGUGGGGCCUGGUCGCCAAGAGGGACAUCAGAAAGGGAGAAUUUGUUAACGAGUACGUCGGGGAGGUGAUUGACGAGGAGGAGUGCAUGGCCAGAAUCAAGCAUGCGCAUGAGAACGACAUCACCCACUUCUACAUGCUCACUAUAGACAAGGACCGUAUAAUUGAUGCUGGACCCAAAGGAAACUACUCUCGAUUUAUGAAUCACAGCUGCCAGCCCAACUGUGAGACCCUCAAGUGGACAGUGAAUGGGGACACUCGUGUGGGCCUGUUCGCCGUCUGUGACAUUCCGGCAGGGACAGAGCUGACUUUUAACUACAACCUCGAUUGUUUGGGCAAUGAAAAAACAGUCUGCCGGUGUGGAGCCUCCAAUUGCAGUGGAUUCCUCGGGGACAGACCAAAGACCUCGACAACCCUUUCUUCAGAGGAAAAAGGCAAAAAGGCCAAGAAGAAAACCAGGCGGCGCCGAGCCAAAGGGGAAGGGAAGAGGCAGUCGGAGGAUGAGUGCUUCCGCUGUGGCGAUGGUGGGCAGCUGGUGCUGUGUGACCGCAAGUUCUGCACCAAGGCCUACCACCUGUCCUGCCUGGGCCUAGGCAAGCGGCCCUUCGGGAAGUGGGAAUGUCCUUGGCAUCAUUGUGACGUGUGUGGCAAACCUUCGACUUCAUUUUGCCACCUCUGCCCCAAUUCGUUCUGUAAGGAGCACCAGGAUGGGACAGCCUUCAGCUGCACCCCGGACGGGCGGUCCUACUGCUGUGAGCAUGACUUGGGGGCAGCGUCGGUCAGAAGCACCAAGACUGAGAAGCCCCCCCCAGAGCCAGGGAAGCCGAAGGGGAAGAGGCGGCGGCGGAGGGGCUGGCGGAGAGUUACGGAGGGCAAAUAGCGCCAGGCAGCAGCCUGGCCAGAUCCAGGGGCGGUGCAGGGCAGCCGGCCCUGCCUUCAGCAGAGGGCGAGCGUGAACUGGCCCAGAGGACCCAGCUCGAGCCUCCAGGACAGACGUACAGGCCUCCUCGGGAGGGAGCGCCUCCCCACCACUGAGCCAUCCUCGGCAGCACGUGCUGCGUCUGCACUGAUGACCGUCUGAGCCCAGCUCAGCGUUCCUGGACAAGCAGCCUCACCCCUCAACGUUACCGCCACACUUGAAUUUCUCAGAAUGUCAAGGUUCCCUCCCGCUCUCUUUUUUAGUUUAAAGUUAAUUGGCCUAUGAAAUGUUUUAAUCUCCUCUGAAAUGUGUAGCGUAGGCUUUUCCCGAGGGUCGCUAGGAACUCGGCUUCGCAUUGCUCUGCUUCUGCUUUCAGCGCCGUUGCCACUCAGGAGAGGCCGGGUGAGGCCCGUGUGAGGACUGACCCUGGAUUCCUCGAAACCGCCAUUGUCAUCGUUACUCUGCUCUUUGGAAAUGGCUGUAUCAUUUUUUUGUACUAAUGUGAAUUAUUCCUCAAAUGCUUCUUUUCCAUCCUAGUGAGAAGCUGGCCCUGCAGGCGGUGGCAGCAAUGGCGGUGUCAGAUUUCCUCCGUCUUCUCCUUAUGGAUUUAAGCGAAAUGCCGAUAACACGUCCACUUUCACCGUGUGGUUCACGCGGAGCACUUUCGAGGGCUGGCCGGGCCGGGCCACUUUGCCCCUGGGUCUGUCUUCUGAACUCGCUAGGUUCUUAUCUACAUUUGGGGGAGAAGUUUGUAUAUUUUUUCAUUUGGCUUUUCUUUACCAAUUUCUGAUUUUUAUUCUCAAUAUAUUUUUGCUAAACCUAUUUCACAAAUCACCACCGACUGAAAUGUGUGUUUACUGAUGCGACCCUGAGUUCCAUGGCGAAAGGAGUGACCUCUGCAGGGCCCAAGACCGCAGUCUGCUCACAGCACAGGAAAUGACAACUUAGGGAGCCCCACAGGGUCCCAGGGACCACAGCACGUGGGUCUGAGGAGAGCCCAGAGCGGCUUCCGUCUCAGCACCCCGUGGGUCUGCUGAUGGAAGACGCAGACUCCGCUGGUGGUGGUUGCCCUUCGCCAGGGCAAAGGGCAGCCACUAAGAAGUGUGGUCGUGGGGGUGGAGGCCGGCCUGGUGCGUGUGUGUGCCUUGCGUGUCUGGGCACUGGUCGAGGCCCGGUCUGACACCCUCUCCCUGUGAGAUUUCAAAAGGUCCAGCCCUACAAAGUGAGACCUAGCUGAGUACUUCCUAUGUUGCUUGUAAGACUUGGUUCUUUUUUGAGGGACCCUGAGCCCUGGGAAGUCUGGAGUGCCCUGAGAAGGGGGCACCGUGUGUGCUUUUGCCCGCGUGCCCUGAGGAGCUGCUGCUUUCCGGUAGGGGUGGGAGUGAGAACAUUCAGCAGCAGGUGCUUUUUUAUGGCUUUUUCUUCUUAAAAUAUCCUAAGGAGGACACAUCCAUGCUGCAGAAAAGUUUACAAAACUCCUCUUUAAAACUUCUGCUGGGGUCUCCUGUCACUUUCCGUGUCAUCUUUGACACCUUGUCAACCUGCAGCGUCUGGACCUGAAACCGGCUGCUCCGGGGUUUUCUGACCUGCACAUGUCGAGUGGCCCCCCGCAGCUCCCACGCCUCCCUGAGCACUGACUGGAAGUUUCACUGGCUGGUGGCUGUCCCUUCUCCCAUCAUGGCCCCCAGCAAAGUCAACUACACAGAGGACCCAGAGGAAAUGAGCCGUGUGGCCACUGACUUGCACACGCGUGGCCGUGGCCUCUGAGGUGCACUCACCGGUUAAGACGGGUGGGAGUGCUUUCCAGUUCACGCAAGCGUCUCUCAAACUGUCCUAAGAAAAUACUGGAUCAGCUCAUACAUUUAUGCUCCUUAUGCCCUCACUUGGCAGGCUGUUGCAGGGAGAGGCCGGGCAGUGUCCCCCACACGUGCGUGGCCCUGGCCUUUGGAGUCUAAGGCCCCAGGGCCCCGCCGUCACUUGCCCAAAAGAUCCUUUGCAGCAGCAAAGGAACCAAUCACACUUAUGUGAAAACAUCAGAACUGGCUUUGCAGUGCACUUUGGGGCACAGGUAUUAACUUAUUUUUGUGUUUGACAGAAGUAAAAUCUUAGGACUUAGUCACUUUGUUAAUACUUCCAAAUUGUGAUCUUUCUUAAGGAAAUUCUGCAAAAAUUUUAAAUAUGGUUCCUCCCUCUGUCCAAAAACUGUUAAACUAAUGAACAAAUAACACUAACUUUGAAUGUCUCUAGCAUACCAGGUGGUGACUCGGCGAAACCAGACUUUGGGGUACUGGUCCGAGCCUGCAGGUCUUCUCUCCCUGGGGCUCACCAGGCCCCCGGCUGUGACCGUGGAUGUGCCUGGCGCUCGGCCCUGCGUGCGCAGCUGUGUUCCGAGGACGAGGUGACUUCCUGAACUUCACUUCUGUCAUUCAUGUGAGGCAAAACACAAAAACUGCCCCCACCCCUCAGGAUCCCUUGGCAUCUGAAACCAACCAGGAUCUGCACCUACACCCAUAUCCACCCGCGUGUCCUCACAGGGGAUGUGUCUGAUUGGGCAGCUUAGAAUGUCACCUGUGGGAAAACUCCUCCGGCACCUCAAGUGAGGACCCAGCUGUCGGUCCUUGGGCCGCCUUCCCGGUGACGCCCGUCUGGGUCCCUUUCAGUGCUUGUCUUGACAUUAAACCCCAACAUGUGCGGUGCCCACCUUCCAGAACUACCUGUUUUAUAAUUAAAGUUAAUACAAAUGACUGUCAGUUGCCAAAUAUCUUGAUCCUGUGAGUGUAGUUGGCUGUUGUUAGCGGGUAGAUAAAAUGCUGUGUCCGUGGGUGCUGAGGUGCGAAAUGCCAUCAGAAAUUAAAUGCAAACUUAAAUGUGCCGAUUGGUGUCUAAACUUCAUACAAUAUAAGGUCGGAUUCCUUUUAGGAAUACUGGGUGCUGUCACCAGGUUUGAUAGUUAGACUUAAAAACUUGAAAUUACUUUUGGGGGGAUAUACUCAACUAGCGACUUGAGACUUCCCAGUUGGGGAAAAUAGCAUCUAAAGUGGAAAGCUGUGUUUGGAAAAUAGUGUACGAGUAUUUUUGUAUUAAAAACAUUUUAAAGGC